CACUUCGCCCCACCUUCCUGAAGGUCGAGGAACGCUUUCCCAACAUGCUCUGCAGAGAAGUCAAAGAUGGCGGCCGUAGCUGCUGUUCGCUGGUUGCGGCUCCGCAGCAGGCUUGGCCAGCCGCUGACGGGUCGGCGGGCGCGUCUGUGUGAACAGGCACGCAGCUGCAGAUUUUAUUCUGGUAGUGCAACCCUCUCAAAGGUUGAAGGAACUGAUAUAACAGGGAUUGAAGAAGUAGUAAUUCCAAAAAAGAAAACUUGGGAUAAAGUAGCCGUUCUUCAGGCACUUGCAUCCACAGUAAACAGGGAUACCACAGCUGUGCCUUAUGUGUUUCAAGAUGAUCCUUACCUUAUACCAGCAUCCUCUUUGGAAUCUCGUUCAUUUUCACUGGCAAAGAAAUCUGGGGAGAAUGUGGCCAAGUUUAUUAUUAAUUCAUACCCCAAAUAUUUUCAGAAGGACAUAGCUGAACCUCAUAUACCGUGUUUAAUGCCUGAGUACUUUGAACCUCAGAUCAAAGACGUAAGUGAAGCCGCCCUGAAGGAACGAAUCGAGCUCAGAAAAGUCAAAGCCUCUGUGGACAUGUUUGAUCAGCUUUUGCAAGCAGGAACCACUGUGUCUCUUGAAACAACAAAUAGUCUCUUGGAUUUAUUGUGUUACUAUGGUGACCAGGAGCCCUCAACUGAUUAUCAUUUUCAACAAACUGAACAGUCAGAAGCAUUGGAAGAGGAAAAUGAUGAGACAUCUAGGAGGAAAGCUGGUCGUCAGUUUGGAGUUACAUGGCAAGCAAAAAACAACGCUGAGAGAAUCUUUUCUCUAAUGCCAGAGAAAAAUGCCCAUUCCUACUGCACAAUGAUCCGAGGAAUGGUGAAGCACCGAGCUUGUGAGCAGGCAUUAAACUUGUACACUGAGUUACUAAACAACAGACUCCGUGCUGAUGUAUACACAUUUAAUGCAAUGAUUGAAGCAACAGUAUUCGUGAUAAAUGAGAAAUUUGAGGAAAAAUGGAGUAAAAUACUGGAGCUGCUAAGACACAUGGUUGCACAGAAGGUGAAACCAAAUCUGCAGACUUUUAAUACCAUUCUGAAAUGUCUCCGAAGAUUUCAUGUGCUUGCAAGAUCGCCGGCCUUACAGAUUUUACGUGAAAUGAAAGCCAUUGGAAUAGAACCCUCGCUGGCAACAUAUCACCAUAUUAUUCAGCUGUUUGAUCAACGUGGAAACCCUUCAAAGAAAUCAUCCUUCAUCAUUUAUGAUAUAAUGAAUGAAUUAAUGGGAAAGAGAUUUUCUCCAAAGGACCCGGAUGAUGAUAAGUUUUUUCAGUCAGCCAUGAGCAUAUGCUCAUCUCUCAGAGAUCUAGAACUUGCCUACCAAAUACAUGGCCUUUUAAAUACCGGAGACAACUGGAAAUUCAUUGGACUUGAACAUCAUCGUAAUUUCUAUUAUUCCAAGUUCUUCGAUUUGAUUUGUCUAAUGGAACAAAUCGAUGUCACCUUGAAGUGGUAUGAGGACCUGAUACCUUCAGUUUACUUUCCCCACUCCCAAACAUUGAUACAUCUUCUCCAAGCAUUGGAUGUGGCCAAUCGGCUAGAAGUGAUUCCUAAAAUUUGGAAAGAUAGUAAAGAAUAUGGUCAUGCUUUCCGCAGCGAGCUGAGAGAAGAGAUCCUGAUGCUCAUGGCAAGGGACAAGCACCCACCAGAGCUUCAGGUGGCAUUUGCUGACUGUGCUGCUGAUAUCAAAUCUGCGUAUGAAAGCCAACCCAUCAGACAGACUGCUCAGGAUUGGCCAGCCACCUCUCUCAACUGUAUAGCUAUCCUCUUUUUAAGGGCUGGGAGAACUCAGGAAGCCUGCUUAAAAUGUGGGCUGUGUACUUAGACUUCUGGAAGCUGGCAUUUACGCACAUUAACUAAACUUGGCCUUGACCACAACCCAUCCUUGGUUGGUGCCACUGUGUUCUGGUUAUGUUUUUAUCAGCACUUCAUUCACAUACUAAUUUUUAGUGUUUGUGAAUGGGAACCUUAUGCAUAUUCAUGUUUCCAAAAAUGAGCAAAAGGAUCUUUUGUAGAGGUAGUGACAGGUGGUUUUCCUGUAUUUUGUUUUGUAUAUAAAUGUGUGUUCUGAGAGUCAUAAGUGGGGGGUGCUUGUGCAUGGCUCCUUGUACAAGAAAGUAACUUUAUUUGAACAUCUGAUUGCUAGUCAACUAUCUCCAGGAAAAGAUGAUGAAGGCUUGUUUUUGAGGUGUGGCUCACACACGUCUCUCUAGCAACUAUACUGCUAGUGACAGAGACGUAUGACAUUUGCAUUUGGUUGUUAGCGCAGGCAGUUUGGCACACACUUGAUACGACCAGGCUGUGAUGAUUGGCGCAGGGGUACGGACCUCAGCUGAGUCAUGGGAGCUGAAUGUAUGUGUUUCUCCUUUGUCCUGCGUGUGGCAGGCUGAUGGGGAGCACUUACAUGAGACUGUUGCCUCAAUCUGAGCCUGCACUUCAUAACAGAAUUCUAAGACAGACUGAACCCCUGCCGUACUUUAAGAGAGGGAGACAGCAUGGUUCUGUUCUAUGCCUCUUUUCCAGCUGUGCACAGGAUGGAUUCCCUCCUUAGAAGGACAGUGGUGAUCCCUUUUCCAAAAUGCUUGAGACCAAAAGUGUAUGGGGUUUUAGAUUUUGGAGCAUUUUUGGAUUAGGAAUAUUCAACCUAUACCAGCAAAUCUCGACAUUGGCAGCAUAUCAGAUUUACCUGUGAAAAUUGCAGUGUAGAUUCGUUUGGGGAGUUUAAGCACCUGCGGUGAUUGUCAUGUACACACAGGGCUGGGAGCUAGUAGAGCCCACAGAUGUGUGUCUUUGGGAGCUUACAGUAUAGUUAAGAAAAGGGCAUUUAGUCUCUGAUUUCAGAGGGAAGACAGCUAUAGUAUCUGAUUGCCUUGUUUUUCUAAUAGUAUUCAUAAUCUUCUUCCUUUCUU
Messenger RNA from Nomascus leucogenys (northern white-cheeked gibbon), 2953 nucleotides. RefSeq names its product pentatricopeptide repeat domain 3 (gene PTCD3). Lineage: Eukaryota; Metazoa; Chordata; Mammalia; Primates; Hylobatidae. Gene Ontology annotation, biological process: mitochondrial translation. Gene Ontology annotation, molecular function: protein binding; ribosomal small subunit binding; rRNA binding. Gene Ontology annotation, cellular component: mitochondrion. The transcript is spliced from 22 exons. The record is from RefSeq and is a predicted model, not a curated record. The coding region runs from base 67 to 1869 and encodes 600 amino acids.